AAAAAAGACUACUAUAUUCUGUAUAUAAUAUGUAAUAUAUACACUUUUACCCCCAAUUAGCCACUGUCACCGUUCCGAACAACCAAAUCCCACAGCUCACCAAUCUCUCCUCCGUCCAACAAUGGAUAUCCGAUCAAAUCCAACCUCACUUCCUAUCCAUCGAUCACCUGAAUACUCGUCGGAAACCGAUUCAUCUCCACCGCCAAUCACCUCCUCAAGAGACCUCUAGUCCCGGCUAUGCAAUUUCUUCACACCACCCUCAUCUCUAUCUUUUACCACCAUCGAAUCUAGACACCGGAUUCCUUAAGAAUCUUUUCUAAUUCUACUCCUCCGUCUUCGAAUUUUUUUUUGCUCUGUUUAGAUUUAACCCAAGCUUUUCGACCAUGAAUCGAUACUUCUAAUAUCAAACAUGCUCGACGCUCAGUGAUUCUGUCGGCUUUUCUACAUCGACGCCGUUGCUAAUAGCGCAAAACCUGAGCUCCGACGACAAAAAACAUAUGCGUUUCAGAAUAAUGGCAAAUUGGAAAAUAGGAAAAUAAUGCAGGGAUAGACUUGUAAUUAUUUAGGAUUUUUGGUUACUUGCUGAAUUACCUAAAUUAUAUGGCUAUAUUCUUUAUUUUUGAUGCAAAUAUGGCUACACAGCUAAUUCACCCUUUAAAUAAUCUACAGAAUUGUUCAAAAAAGAAAGGAAAGGAAAACUUCGUCUUCCCAAGGAAGUCAAGAACAAAGGAACCAAAAAGUUUGUUAAGCAAAGAGACGACGAGAGAGAAGCAAAGAGGAAUUCGGAAAUCGAUGGAUAGGCUUGAAGGACCACCACGUCUCAUACUUGUUGCUGAUCUUGAUUGCACAUUGGUGGAUCACGAUGAUCCUGAAAACACCGAUCUUCUUAGGUUCAAUGCGCUUUGGGAAGCUCACUAUCGCCAUGAUUCAUUGCUUAUUUACUGCACCGGGAGGUCUUUCAGUUCUUACAUGAGUCUAAGAAAGAAGAGACCGUUGUUGACUCCGGACAUCGCCGUAACUUCUGUAGGUUCUGAGAUUGUGUACAGCGGUGAAUCAACAGUGUCUGAUGUUGUUUGGACUGCUCGUUUGGAUUAUAAGUGGAACAGAGACAUUGUUGUUGAGGAAACUCUUAAAUUCCCUAAACUUGAGCCUCAGCCAGACAAGAGCCAAGAAGAGCACAAAGUGAGUUUUUUUGUGGAAAGAGAAGACGCUGUUGAAAUAAUGAAGGAACUUCCAGGGAUAUUAGAGGAGCGUGGGGUGGAUGUGAAGCUGGUUUAUAGCAAUGGCUAUGCUUUCGAUGUAUUACCAAGAGGAGCUGGCAAACAAGGUGCUUUGACAUAUCUACUUGACAAGUUGGAUAUUGAAGGCAAUCAGCCUUCUAAUACACUUGUUUGCGGUGACUCUGGAAACGAUUCUGAGCUCUUCAACAUUUCUCAAGUAUAUGGUGUAAUGGUUAGCAAUUCUCAUGAAGAAUUGUUGCAAUGGCAUGAAGAAAAUGCAAAGGACAAUCCAAAAAUAUUUCAUGCGUCCGAGAGAUGUGGGGCUGGUAUUAUAGAAGCCAUUCAGAGGUUUAAUUUGGGACCAAGUGUCUCUCCAAGAGAUGUUUUGGACUCUGAAAUUUUCCAGGCGGAAAGUUUGAAUCUUGCUCAUGAGGUUGUUCAGUUUUAUUUGUUUUAUGAGAGAUGGCGUUGUGGAGAGGUGGAGAAGUCUGACAAGUAUUUGCAGAAUUUGAAAUCGCUCUCUAGUCCACUUGGUAUUUUUGUUCAUCCGUCUGGAGUGGAGAAACCAAUACAUGAAUGGAUAGAUGAUAUGGAACAUUUACAUGGUGACGGGAAGGAAAAGAAGCUCCGCAUUUGGUUGGAUAAUGUUUCGUCUUCUCAUAUCAGUUCAGAUACAUGGCUUGCAAAAUUUGACAAGCAUGAGUUAUCUGAGGGAAAAGUACGGUCUUGUUCAACAAAAGUCUUACUGAGUUAUAAGGAGGAAAAGCAAAGGCUGACGUGGAUGCACAUCCACCAAUCAUGGUUAGAUGAAUCUUUUUCAGAUGAUCAAGAAAAAUGGGUUUUCUAAAGCAUUAUCUUAAUCUCGACUGACAUAUUAAGAUGACACAUGUUUGGGACAGAAGCUAACCAAAGAACAUAGUGUGUUUGUUUUGUGUUAUGUUUGUUUGGGAUGGUGUGAAUUUGAUAAUAAGCAUGAAGAAGAAUAAAAGCUGAAGAGUGGUGUUGCCAUGUCUUGGUUUUAAUACUUUUUUAACAAAUAAGGAAUAUUGGGUCCUGAGUUUGGUCUGUUCAGGACCAUUUCAGGGCAGAGAGAGUUUUGGGUCUCAACAAAACCUACAUUUCUUUGGUCCCUACCUUUUGUCAUCUACAUAUUCAGAAAGAAUUUGUGUUUGA
Molecule: messenger RNA, 2393 nt
Organism: Arabidopsis lyrata subsp. lyrata
Lineage: Eukaryota; Viridiplantae; Streptophyta; Magnoliopsida; Brassicales; Brassicaceae
Product: probable sucrose-phosphatase 3a
Exons: 8
Coding region: 601-2067 (488 amino acids)
Biological process (GO): sucrose biosynthetic process
Molecular function (GO): magnesium ion binding; sucrose-phosphate phosphatase activity
Source: RefSeq, a predicted model, not a curated record